CACUGAGGGUAUUUACAGAGUUGCUGAUGACAAAAGAUCAAAUCUGAGAGGAGAGAACACAUGUUCCCUGCAGAAGCCAACUUGAAGAAAGCGACAUUUAGCAAUGGAACAGGCAGCAGAUGCUUUGGAGAAACAAGCCGUUGUCAUCCUCUUUGAGAAGAGCAAGCUAACACCUACUCACAGCGUAUACCAUCUAAGAACUUGAAAUAGGAGAGUCAUGGUUCACUGUUUCUUGGACCUUUUUCUCGAAGGGAGGAAAUGAUUUUUGUGGAACAAGGGUCACAUCAGUCACUGACACAGAGUCUUCAUAGUUCAGAUGCUUGUACAGUAAAACAGAUUUAACCACUUUCUGAGGGUUUUUGGGGGGGUCUGUCGUGUUACAAGGAAAAUAAAAAUGACGACUUCGUCUAUUCGGCGGCAAAUGAAAAACAUUGUGAACAAUUAUUCAGAGGCAGAAAUAAAAGUUCGGGAAGCAACCUCCAAUGACCCCUGGGGUCCCUCCAGUUCCUUAAUGACUGAGAUAGCAGAUCUGACUUACAAUGUCGUGGCCUUUUCUGAAAUUAUGAGCAUGAUCUGGAAACGGCUGAAUGACCACGGCAAAAACUGGCGGCACGUGUACAAGGCCCUCACUCUGUUAGAUUACCUGAUUAAAACGGGCUCCGAGAGGGUGGCGCAGCAAUGUAAAGAGAACAUUUUUGCUAUUCAGACCCUGAAAGACUUCCAGUAUAUUGACCGAGACGGCAAGGACCAGGGCAUCAAUGUAAGGGAGAAGUCCAAGCAGCUGGUGUCUCUUCUGAAGGAUGAUGAACGCCUCAAGACAGAGAGGGCCCAAGCCCUGAAGACCAAAGAGCGUAUGGCUCAGGUGGCCACUGGCGUUGGUAGCAACCAGAUCACAUUUGGCCGAGGGUCUAGUCAGCCUAACCUAUCUACUAGCUACUCGGAGCAAGAGUACGGCAAAUCUGGCGGCUCGCCCGCAUCUUACCAUGGCUCUACGUCCCCUCGAGUGUCGUCAGAACUAGAGCAGGCGCGGCCUCAGACGAGCGGAGAGGAAGAGCUCCAACUGCAGCUGGCGUUAGCAAUGAGCAGAGAAGUUGCAGAGCAGGAGGAACGCCUCAGACGUGGAGAUGAUCUGAGAUUACAGAUGGCUCUGGAGGAGAGUCGCAGAGACACAGUUAAAAUUCCCAAAAAGAAGGAGCAUACGACUUUGUUGGAUCUCAUGGAUGCUCUGCCCUCGUCAGCACCGGCCCCCCAAAAAACAGAGCCCUGGGGACCCACCGCUGUGGCAAACCAAACUGACCCCUGGGGAGGAACUGCAGUGACAGCUACCACCUCUGAUCCAUGGCAAUCAUUUGGUGCCAAGCCAGCGGCUUCUGCUGACCCCUGGGGAGCACCAGCUGGAUCCACCGCUCAGCCUCUCCCCAAAAAUGUAGAUCCUUGGGCUCCUUCUCAGUCAUCGUCUGUGGCAGCAAAAGCUACAGCAGAUCCUUGGGGACCAGCACCUGCAAACAAACCUGUUUCUACUUCUGGAAGUUCGUCUUUUGACCUCUUCAGCAAUUUGAACGGUACAGCUAAAGAUGACUUUUCUGAAUUUGACACCCUUCGGACUUCCAAGAAGCCAGCUGAGUCUGGUUCCAAUUUGCCAUCCCAACACAGUGGUACAACAAGUCCUGAUCUCUUUGAUUCUCAACCCACAAACGUGACAUUGAGCAAACAAAAUGCAGCUCGGAAAACCCCCGAGUCCUUCUUGGGCCCCAAUGCAGCUUUGGUGAAUCUUGAUUCAUUGGUGUCUAAGCCACCACAGCCUGUUGCUUCAUUAAAUCCAUUCUUAGCUCCAGGAGCAGCUGCUGCGCCACCUCCAAUCAACCCCUUCCAAGUGAAUCAGCCUCAGCCCCUCACUCUAAAUCAAAUGAGAGCGAGCCCCGUGAUGGGAACCAGCCCUUCUUUUAGUGCCGUGCCAGCAAUAAGCAUGGAGCCAAUACCUCUGUCUUCCAUGGCACCCGUGGCUGUGGGAAUAGCACCUCUCCCGGCGAUGGGCACCGUGGCAUCACUAACGAGAAUGGGCCAGGGGAUGAACAUGAGCAUUGCAGGAUCAAUGACCCAACCUCUUCACAGUACAGGAAUCCCUCCAUCGGCGUCCCAGCCCACAAAUACAACUAACCCUUUCCUCCUAUAAAGACCCAAUCAAAGCAACUCUCUUUUCAAAAUGUUUCCAGGUGAAGUCUUUGAAGCAAAAUGAACAAAGCCUGCGUGGACUGAACGGUGUAUAAGAGACUUGGAAGUAGAUUUGCAGUUUACAGUUGUGAUCUUUGAAGAGUUGUCUCUACUUACCAGUUAAUCUAAUGCUAGUCUUUGCUACAGAUGGUACUUUACUUUGGCUUGUUGAGCAUUACAUGAAAUGUUCAGACUUUUCACCAAAGUUAGGUUACGCCCAUUUUGUUGCUUUGUUAAUCAUUUCAAUACACUUUCUAGGGAGAACCUGCCAUUUUAAACUCCGUUUGCUAUUUUGUAGAUGUCAGAUGAUGUGCCGGAUCCUAAAAAUACUAUGACACGCACCUGCCAUUUCCUCUGCCCGUACGAUAGACACGAGACUUGAGUGCUAGCGAAUGUCUUUGCACAUAACGAUACACAGUUCUAGACUGUUGGUUCACCCAUAGUCCUUAUUCCUAGGAGAGAUUUGGAGGGCCCAGGAGGCUGGUUUUUCCCCCGCAUUAAACAUUGCAACACAAAACCGCACUGCUUUCUUCGCAAAGGGUUGACCGAGAAAGCCGGCUUGUCUCCGAAGGAAAAGAUCCGAAGCAAAUUCUCGAGUUGUCACGUACACAGUGUGCUGUUGUAUGCGGUGUUGAAUUUGUACACUACUAUCUAAGGACUCUUAAGGAACUUUCUGUGAGUGGCAUGCUGCACUCGUGCUGAAUGAGUGGUCUGCUCUGUGCUUGUCCAGUAGUGACUUCAUUUGGAAGUUGUUGUGUGUAUUUUGUUUUUAUUUGACUUACAAUGUGAGUUUAAAAGAAAUACAGUGGGACAACUUUGAAUUCAGUUUCACCGGGGCAAGCUUUAAAACUAAUUCAGGCUUAACCUUGCUAUAUGCAGUUACUCUGGUAUACUUUUGCACAUAUUUUUGUUUUUUAGUACAGUUUCAUAUUUUGAGUUUGCAGAAUGACCUAAUUAGUCUUUUUUUGGCUAAUUUUUAUAAUGUGGUUCUUAUUUAACUGUCUAGUUUUGAUAGACUUAUCAGGUCUGGCUGAAAAUUUAAGAUAUUGGCAGAUGUCACUGUUAUGGUUUUAAUGCCCUCUUAUUUAUGGUUUUAGCUUUUUUUUUUUUUGUUCUGUAAAAAGAAUUUAAAAGGGAAGAUUAACUAAAAUAUUUUUCUUUCGGAAUUAAGAAUUCAUAGCGGAAAUUACAAAUGACGUCUCGUGACUAAUUACUUUUUAAAAGAAUUUGAGCAUCGUGAUUUUAAGACUGCGAUUAAAAAAACACUAACAUUGCUUUUUCCCUUGGUUCACUCCUUACGUGAUGAUUCCCGCAACGGGCAGACCGUUAGCCUUCAGGAAGAUCGCGAACGAGGCUGUUGGUUUUCCCGGUAACGCUUCGUGAAAUGUUUGAAAUUCUAACUUAGGAACAUGACUUAUUAAUUUCAUCACCUAAUUUGCUCUAAUUAAAGGUGCACUCGGUAAUCAUUACUGAUUCCAUUUACAGCUGUUCAUUGUAAGCCGAACUAUACACUCUAACUCGGGCUCAUCAGCACUGAACCACGCUCAGGUUUCGGGUAACGUUACUGGCGUAUGCAGCUGGCCUUCUCUAAGGUGGGAGCCUGGCCGAAGCCCUGCUUUCACGUGCGGUGCCUGCAAAUGCAAAGGGCCUGUUUCGGGGGGUGUCCCAAAGCUUGUCGCUGCUUUGGAGCAUCUCCACAAACGAACUGGUGCAUCUCGGCGGCCUUUGCCAGAUGACGAAACCGCCCAAACAGAUCCAUGCCAGGACUCUGCGUGACGCUGCGUCGAUCGUGCCAGCCCCUAGCAGCGUGCCACACAGAAAAGCAAGGGCUGCUCGGUGCGGAAGGGACUGGAUUGCGUGUCUUUGGCAGGAGCAGGGGAGGCUGAGCGACGAUCAAAUCUAGGGUACAAUCACAGAUCCUAGCUCUGUUGGUCGGGGUAGCUCUGUUACUGUCCAGAAUGUAAAACGUGUGGACGUUUCUCCGCAACUCGUUCUCUCUUCCUUGUUACUACUGGAUUUCCGAGUCGGAUGCAGAAUGUGAAUGUGCUACUGUUUCAUUCAGGAGGGAAAAAUACUGUCCACACCCAUUAUGUCUUUAAAAAAAAAAAAAUCAUUCAUGUUGCCUUUCAGCGUAGGGAAAACGAAUUUCUUCUGAAGCUGUUGAUAGCGUAGACCAGAAAGACGUGAUUCUUGCUAGGAGGAGAAACUUGGCAAGUGGUGAUAUUAAGCAGAUGAGGGGGCAAAAAGUGCUUUUCGGUUCAUCAUCUAGGGCAAGAAUCAUGCCAUGUUAUUUCGAAUUUAAUUUACUUAGCAGUGGAGUGAGGUCAUUUGAUGUUUCCCCCAGAUUUUAGUCCGUUGCCUGCUUGUGCGAGCAGAGUUUAACUGGGGCAUUAUCAGUUUAGCCGAUCGUUUUAAUCGCGACCUCCGAGAAACGUUAGGUAUCUUCUUUUAUUUUUUGGCUUUCCCAGUAGGAGGCAGGAUAGAAAUGGGGAGAGUAAACAUUAAAAUCCUUCUUAAAACAUCUGCGGCUCAGAGUAGCGAGCCAUCGUCAUGGAUUGCUAGGACAUUGACUGUCGGUCUGGUAGGGAGCGUAUGGACCCUAGUUUAAUGAAACUGCUGAAUGGCAAACUGUUGCUUUGACCAAGCCACUUUUUGUAAGAGCCGUACUACUUUUUUACACGUACCGCACAAUAAACCACGGCGACAUUCUUGGUGUCCGAACAGCGAUAGGCACACCUCGCGGUGUUUUAUAGCACUAGGCCAAGGACUUUUAACCACCUUGAUCCCCAACCUGAAGUGGGUGCUGAGGCAUGGCGGGGGGAGGAAAUCGGAACCAAUAGCUGGUUUGGUAAAUACCUACUUAUUGACGAGAGAGAGACGUGCGUGUCCCUGUAAAGUGCCGCGCACACUCGUGGCACCAGGUAAAAAGCAGUGAAAGGUUGUUCCCGUCCGCAGUUGAUCAAAGCUUCAGUUACGUCCUGACUUUUGUAAAUCCACUGAAUAGUCCUAGUUUCAUACGUUUCCAGAAAAAAGUUUCUCCCUUUUUUUGGAUGGAGCAUGUCUAUUUAUCCGAUCUUUCUCCAAACCUCCUAACCCCCCCCCCCCACCUCAAACUAAGAAAGUGCUUUUGUUUGAAAACGUUAGUAUCCCAAAAUAGCCUUACUGGUCAAAUUGACCAAAGAUUAAAGUGUUAAUUAUUUUGUAAAAGCAUCUUGGUAUAAUUUUAAUCCCAAAAAAUAAGCUCAGUUAUUUAUUCAUUUUAUACUAUGUAGAAACUAAAACGCGGUGAGGGGAUAGGCAAGGGAAUUCAUGGUGGGUCGUGCUGUUUACAGUCUUUUUGAAGUCCCAUAGCUAAGACAGCUAUUGUUGUCCAUCUUCCCUUUUGCUGUUAUGGUUUCUAAUGUGUACUGUAUGUAUUAAUAUUGCACAAAUUGUGGAGAAAUAUACGGUUUAUUUUUCACAGCAGAAUCUCACAAAACCUUGCUUCCUUUACAAGUGUUACAAUUUAAAUAUUUACCAAACUGUUUUCAUAAUUCUGGGAGCAGGCUGCUUUUUAUGAAUUUGUGCUGACUAUUGACAUUAUUUACUGUAUAAAUAAUUUAUCAUUUGUACUAUUGUAUCAUAAUGUUCUGUAUCUCUGUGUCAUUUUUUUCCCUAGCGAUGUCACAAACGUGAUAUUUAAUAAUGCCAUCAGAACAGUGGAAAGACAAGGGGUUUGUAGGUGACUGGUCAGAAUUAAAAAUUGUAUUGCUUAUA
Messenger RNA from Alligator mississippiensis (American alligator), 5967 nucleotides. It is a transcript of the gene EPN2, whose product is annotated as epsin 2. The record is from RefSeq and is a predicted model, not a curated record. Gene Ontology annotation, biological process: endocytosis. Lineage: Eukaryota; Metazoa; Chordata; Crocodylia; Alligatoridae. Gene Ontology annotation, molecular function: phospholipid binding; clathrin binding. The transcript is spliced from 9 exons. The coding region runs from base 395 to 2173 and encodes 592 amino acids. Gene Ontology annotation, cellular component: endosome; clathrin vesicle coat; plasma membrane.